AUGGCUAUUCAGCCUCACAGCAAGAUCAGGGUUGCAUACUAUUAUGACGGAGAUGUUGGGAACUACUACUACGGUCCAGGGCAUCCGAUGAAGCCGCACAGAAUUCGGAUGACGCAUAAUCUUAUUCUCAAUUAUGGUCUUUAUCGACGAAUGGAAGUUUAUAGACCGCAUGUGGCAACGUUUGAGGAAAUGACGAAAUAUCACAGUAACGAUUACUUGACAUUCUUAAAAAACGCACGACCAGAAGAUAUCAUUGAUAGCAGUACAGCUAAAACUCGUCAACGAUACAAUGUUGGCGAAGAUUGCCCUGUUUUUGAUGGUGUAUAUGAAUUUUGUCAGACUUCGUGUGGCGGUUCCCUUGCCGCGGCAGCAAAACUUAACAAGAAGCAAGCUGAUAUAACGAUAAAUUGGAUGGGCGGUUUACAUCAUGCCAAGAAAAGUGAAGCUUCUGGAUUCUGCUACACUAAUGAUAUUGUAUUGGCAAUUCUUGAACUUCUUAAGCAUCAUCAGCGUGUUUUAUAUGUCGAUAUUGAUGUCCAUCAUGGUGAUGGUGUCGAAGAAGCAUUCUAUACGACGGAUCGUGUAAUGACUGUUUCAUUUCACAAAUUUGGUGAAUAUUUCCCAGGUACUGGAGAUGUUCAGGAUAUCGGCUCAGGUCGAGGAAAAUAUUAUGCUGUGAAUUGCCCACUGCAUGAUGGUAUUGAUGAUGAUACGUACCAACGUAUAUUCAAACCAAUUAUGGAACAGGUCAUGCUGUUAUAUCAACCAUCAGCUAUUGUCUUACAGUGUGGCGCUGAUUCAUUAGUUGGUGAUAGACUUGGAUGUUUCAAUCUUUCUCUAAAAGGACAUGGUAAAUGUGUAGAAUUUAUGAAGAAAUUCAAUCUUCCGCUUUUGUUACUUGGUGGUGGUGGUUACACCAUUCGUAACGUUGCGCGCUGCUGGGCCUAUGAGACAUCCAUUGCUCUGGAUGUUGAAAUAUCAAAUGAAUUGCCUUACAACGAUUAUUUUGAAUACUAUUCAAGCGAUUUCAAGCUUCAUAUCGUUCCAUCAAAUAUGACCAAUUUAAACACACCCGAUUAUCUUCAAAAAGUGCAGUCGACGAUUUUUGAACAUCUGCGCUACGUGCCACACGUUCCCAGUGUGCAAAUGCAGCCAAUAAAAGAUGAAGUCAUCGAAACGGCUGUCGGCGAAACAAUAUCAAGAAGUCCAUAUAAGUGCUUUUCGAUUCUAGAAAGCUGUGUAGAAGGUGAUAACGAAUUUUACGAAGAACACAGCAUAAAACCAAGUCGGAAUGAACGAUCUCAUGAUCUUAACACUGAGGAUUUAUCUCCAGAAGCCAAACGAGUUCGGAUCUCAUCACCAAAGUCUCCAAAAAGUUCAAAGUCUCCUAAAUCAUUCUUAGGUUCAAAGUAUUCGAGAUCUCGUAAGUGCUCGGAUCUGUGGUAUUCUAGGUCCACAUCAAGUCCACGAUCUCUCGAAUCUACUUCAGGCUCGAGACUUUCCAAAUAA
This is a messenger RNA of Loa loa (African eye worm), 1509 nucleotides long. RefSeq lists its product as hypothetical. Lineage: Eukaryota; Metazoa; Nematoda; Chromadorea; Rhabditida; Onchocercidae. Gene Ontology annotation, molecular function: histone deacetylase activity. The record is from RefSeq and is a predicted model, not a curated record. The coding region runs from base 1 to 1509 and encodes 502 amino acids. The transcript has 13 exons.